Molecule: messenger RNA, 777 nt
Organism: Austrofundulus limnaeus
Lineage: Eukaryota; Metazoa; Chordata; Actinopteri; Cyprinodontiformes; Rivulidae
Gene: mzt1
Product: mitotic spindle organizing protein 1
Exons: 3
Coding region: 233-454 (73 amino acids)
Biological process (GO): microtubule nucleation by interphase microtubule organizing center; gamma-tubulin complex localization; mitotic spindle assembly
Cellular component (GO): interphase microtubule organizing center; centrosome; gamma-tubulin ring complex
Source: RefSeq, a predicted model, not a curated record
GCUGGGCUUUUUGCAUGUAAGCUAGGUGGCUAACUUUCUGCAAAUGUUUUCAACGAAUUGUUGAGCGUUAUUUAGUUAUAUGAUUUCCUGUGUAAAGCAAACAGGAUGUAUGUAAAGUCUUGAUAUUGUUUUCGUACAAAAUAUUAACGCCGACUUUUAUUUUUUUUAUUUGUGGCGACAAAAACCCUGAAUUUGUUAGCCAUUCAAAGCUAACUUGUCAUUUUUUAUCACGAUGGCCAGCGCAGCAAAUGCGAAUCUAAACGCAGUACGGGAAACAAUGGAUGUUCUGCUGGAGAUCUCAAUGUUGCUGAACACAGGUUUGGACAUGGAGUCUCUGUCCAUCUGUGUCAGGCUGUGUGAGCAAGGCAUCAAUCCUGAAGCCCUUUCCGCAGUCAUCAAAGAGCUGCGUAAAGCCUCUGAGACUCUCAAGGUUUCGGAGAACUGUACAAACUGAAGAUGAAAAAUCAGAUCACCUAAGUUUGGGACUUUAUCUGGAAUUAUGCCCGGAUUUAUUUUGGCACUCUUGUUUUCUGCAUCCUGACAGAGACUCAUUCUGUUCUUUGACCUUCUAUUUAUGAGUUGUUGAAGACAUACCACAUUUGUUUUUUUUUUCCUCAAAAUUAUCUUUUUUUAUUUCUUUGCUAAAAUAGGAAUAUGCUCAACACAUUUCAAGUAAGAWUUAUUCAUACUCUUGUGAUCUGUGUGAUGGAUAAAUUCCAAGUUAGCUAUGACGUUCUGUAAUAAUAAAAGGACAAAUUUCUAAUUUCUGUCUAUCAA